AUGGGCAUGCGCAACUGCCUCCACGGCAAUAAUAUGCCAGGACAACGCGAUAUCCCCCCUGAAAUCGGGGGGCAGCCUGAACAACAACCUUUGGCGGCCCCAGGGGCAGCUGCCCCCGGUGCUGGGCCUGGCCCAGCCGAAGAGAUGGCGGCCCAACCGACUCCCAAUGAGCCCGUCCCCGUCGAGGUCGAAGGAGAGGCCUGCGGACCCCCUGAGGUCUCCAUCCCCGACGUCCAGGCAGUCGAGGAAGACGGAGUCUGCGGAAACUACAGCCCACCUCCUGAAGAAGCCAUGCCCUUUGAGGUCGAGCAGCCCGGCGGCGGCGGCGAUUUCUGGCCCACCCAGAAGCAGCCUGGAUCCUCCGACGGGGCCCUUGCAGGCCUGGGGGCCUUCUGUUCAGCGCUCACGGAGCCCGGAGCAUCCGAUGGUGAGAGACCAGUGCGGGGAAGCUACAGCCCUCCACCAGAAGAAGCUAUGCCGUUUGAGUUUGACCAGCGUGCGCAGGGAGGCCGUGGCCAGCGUGUCCUGCAGGUCCCAGACCUUGCUCCAGGAAGUCCGUGUGCAGCGGUCCCCGGAGCUCCUCCCGUGGAGCCGCGAUCCUGCGGUCCUGAGAACGCGGGCUUCAGAGGAAGACGCAGCCCUCCCCCUGAGGAGGCUGUGCCAUUCGAACUUGAGGGAGAAGCAUUUGGGGACGACAGCCCACCCCCUGGGCUCCCCCGAGUUGUCCCACAAGUCGACUGUGGCAGCCACCCCGAGGCUGUUGCGGUCCCGGAUUCAGUCCGCCUCGCUCCCGCCGCGGAUGCGCCUGCCCUGCGGGCCGCAGUCACCCUCGGCAGCCCAUCCCGAGAGGCUGUCAGAGCUCCUUGCAACUUCGUGGGCGACGGCCCCCCGAUGGAGCUCUCCAGACCCUCAGUUGAGAUUGGCAGAGCACCCCCUGGGGUCAACGACGACACUCCUGUCAACACGGACAUCCCCCCAAUCGCGAAAGACGGCCCGCCCAUCGAGAUCUCGGGAGCCCCAGAUAAGAGCGAGCCAGCAGCGAGACCCCCAGUCGGGAGAGAAGCAGCCGAGAUGGAAGGAAGCUCAGCGGCCGCGCCCCCCAGCCCCGAGAUCCAGGCUGCUGACCCGCCUACUCCACGGCCUGCUCGGACGACUGCCUGGCGGGCCAAACCCGAGCGUGGCCGCGGCCACCUCCGCUAUGCCGACGAGGUGCAGGUUUGCGACGACUCCUCCAGCGACGAGUCGGAUGCCAAGACCACGGGAUGCUUCCAGUGGUGUCUGCGCCGAAAUCACCACCGAAAGGUCCAGCACAACUUAUUCCGCAACUUCUUCACCCGCGUCUUCUCGGGCUGCUUCCGCAGAUCUAGGGGCCACAAGGCCCGGAGCCACUGCAAGGCCAAGAAGGACUCUGUGGCCGAUAAGCGCAGGCAGAUGCGCAAAGAAGCCUUUGAGAUGCGCUCCCAGAAACGCUCCGCGAAGAAACGCAGCAAGCUCAUCGACCAGCAACUCCAGGAGGAGAAGAUGGGCUACAUGUACACUCACCGCCUGCUGCUUCUAGGUGCUGGAGAAUCUGGUAAAAGCACCAUUGUGAAGCAGAUGAGGAUCCUGCAUGUUAAUGGGUUUAAUGGAGAGGGCGGCGAAGAGGACCCGCAGGCUGCAAGGAGCAACAGCGAUGGUGAGAAGGCCACCAAAGUACAGGACAUCAAAAACAACCUGAAGGAGGCUAUUGAAACCAUCGUGGCCGCCAUGAGCAACCUGGUGCCCCCCGUGGAGCUGGCCAACCCUGAGAACCAGUUCAGAGUGGACUACAUUCUCAGCGUGAUGAACGUGCCCGACUUUGACUUCCCACCUGAAUUCUACGAGCACGCCAAGGCUCUGUGGGAGGAUGAAGGAGUGCGUGCCUGCUACGAGCGCUCCAACGAGUACCAGCUGAUCGACUGUGCCCAGUACUUUCUGGACAAGAUCGAUGUCAUCAAGCAGGCCGACUACGUGCCCAGUGACCAGGACCUGCUUCGCUGCCGCGUCCUGACCUCUGGAAUCUUUGAGACCAAGUUCCAGGUGGACAAAGUCAACUUCCACAUGUUCGAUGUGGGUGGCCAGCGUGAUGAACGCCGCAAAUGGAUCCAAUGCUUCAAUGAUGUGACUGCCAUCAUCUUCGUGGUGGCCAGCAGCAGCUACAACAUGGUCAUCCGGGAGGACAACCAGACCAACCGCCUGCAGGAGGCUCUGAACCUCUUCAAGAGCAUCUGGAACAACAGAUGGCUGCGCACCAUCUCUGUGAUUCUGUUCCUCAAUAAGCAAGAUCUUCUCGCUGAGAAAGUCCUUGCUGGGAAAUCGAAGAUUGAGGACUACUUUCCAGAAUUUGCUCGCUACACUACUCCUGAGGAUGCUACUCCCGAGCCCGGAGAGGACCCACGCGUGACCCGGGCCAAGUACUUCAUUCGAGAUGAGUUUCUGAGAAUCAGCACUGCUAGUGGAGAUGGGCGCCACUAUUGCUAUCCUCACUUUACCUGCGCUGUGGACACCGAGAACAUUCGCCGUGUGUUCAACGACUGCCGCGACAUCAUCCAGCGCAUGCACCUUCGUCAGUACGAGCUGCUCUGAGAAGGGAACCUAAAUUUAAUUAAAGCCUUAAGCGCAACUAAUUAAAAGUGAAACAUAAUUGUACAAGCAGUUAAUCACCCACCAUAGGGCAUGAUUAACAAAGCAACCUUUCCUUUUCCCCCCAGUGAUUUUUGCGAUACCCCUUUUUCCCUUCAGCUUGCUUAGAUGUUCCAAAUUUAGACAGCUUAAGGCGGCCUACAGAAAAA
Molecule: messenger RNA, 2810 nt
Organism: Fukomys damarensis (Damara mole-rat)
Lineage: Eukaryota; Metazoa; Chordata; Mammalia; Rodentia; Bathyergidae
Product: guanine nucleotide-binding protein G(s) subunit alpha isoforms XLas
Exons: 14
Coding region: 1-2604 (867 amino acids)
Biological process (GO): sensory perception of chemical stimulus; adenylate cyclase-activating dopamine receptor signaling pathway
Cellular component (GO): heterotrimeric G-protein complex
Molecular function (GO): GTPase activity; mu-type opioid receptor binding; D1 dopamine receptor binding
Source: RefSeq, a predicted model, not a curated record